AUGCCAAACAGUCAGAAUGCAACAAUGGAUCAGGAAAUGGUUCGCAAUGCAACUUUAGAAAGUUUGUCAAUGGUGAAUGCCAACCUUUUCCUCAACAUUACAGAAAGUGAGGUCCAUACCAGAGAGAUGGGCGUGACUUCCUAUAGCUGCUCUUUUGAAAUGCCAGAUGAGGACUGUUUUCUUCAAAAUGCCAAUAACAGCAACCCCUGGACCAGAGGAAGUAAUUCCACACCUUCGGCCUACACUGGUCCAGCUUCUGCAUACAGUGGAGAAUACUACAUGUUUACACCAGCAUCCAAUAGCUCAUGUGUUUUGGAAUCAAGACUUCUGUAUCAGAAUACCACAAAGUGUCUGAGGUUCUAUUACCACAUGUAUGGAUCUGGUGUGGGUGAUUUGAUGGUAAAUAAAUUUUAUGAACAUUACGGUGGAGUGGAAUUGGUAUUCUGGCGGAGAUUUGGAAAUCAGGGAAAUAUGUGGCAUCUUGCUGAAAUACAAAUGUACUCGGAUGCUCUUCCUUUCAAGCUGAGACUAAAGGGAAGCAGUGGAAGUAAUGGUACAAGUAACAUUGCUGUGGACUAUAUAAACUAUGAUGAGGGACCUUGCUAUGGAACAACAACUGUUCCAACAACAAGACAACCAACAACCACCACUAUGACUCCGACAACAACAAUGCCAGGAAUGUGUGGUGGAAUAUUUGUUGGCCAGAUCUAUGGAGAAAUUAAAAGUCCAAAUUAUCCGUAUGAUUAUCCAAACUCUGCAUCCUGUGAAUGGAACAUAACAGUACCGAUGGGAUUUGUUGUCAAAAUACGUGUAAUGGAUUUCAACACGGAGAGUGGUUAUGACUAUGUAUACAUAAGGGAUAAAAUUUCAGGAACACUAAUUGCAAGGUAA
Messenger RNA from Saccostrea echinata, 891 nucleotides. RefSeq names its product enteropeptidase-like. The transcript is spliced from 7 exons. The coding region runs from base 1 to 891 and encodes 296 amino acids. The record is from RefSeq and is a predicted model, not a curated record. Gene Ontology annotation, cellular component: membrane. NCBI's taxonomy places the organism in Eukaryota, Metazoa, Mollusca, Bivalvia, Ostreida, Ostreidae.